AUGCUCGAGACUGUGAAGAAGGACUUCACUUAUGACCGCCGUGGUUCGGAGCCAUCCACGUCCACUCUCUCAUCGUCGCUCUCCUCUCGUUUCUCUGCAUCGGUUCGGCUUCCAUAUCGCCGCCGACGGGGAGGAGUUGUAGAUGACAAUCACCCAGGACACGAAAAGCUCUCCUUACUAUCUCUCUCUCUCUCUUCGCCGUCUUUCCUAGAGUCCGUCGUCAAGGACAAUCGCUCGGACAAACCAGUGUACACCAUUCAGACAUCCGAGUGCACUACUUCUGUCAUUCGAACGGACGCACAUAAUGCUUCAGUCAAUGUUGCGUGUAUAAAGUGGCCGAAAACGCUCCCGACGAGAGUCAAAGGGAAGGAAGCGACGAGCGGUGUGCUGUUACAGAUGAAGGGUACGUGGUGGAAUGAUGGAGACAACUUUUUGAGGCCGCCAACACAACUGAGCUCCGGCCGCAAGUUCAAUAUCCCCAACUACUCACACCACAUGCAAUGGAAACGACGGCGUAACGGCUCGUACUGGUGCACCACCCCCUCCGUAAAAGGUCCCAUCGCAACCCUAGACGCUGCCUCCCCUUCCUCUCCCCCAAAGAUCACCAUAUUCGAAACAUUACACGACAAACAUGACUCACGUUCCGUCCACAUCCACCAGGGCGUCUCCAUCGUCUUGCUAGACUAUAUAAUAACCUCGGCACUUUUAUUGGUGACAGACGUCCAGGAGUGGAUGGUGGUGCGAAAGUACGAUGAAGAGCUGCCCACUGAUAAAGAUAAUGGACGUGCAGGUUUGGAGACAGGACUGAGCGACUCACAGUGGCGGAAGGUCAUGUUUGGGGUGCCUUUGUACCCCACAUUGACGGACGAUGCUGAGGUCCCUCCCACACCAGUUUCGAAGGACAACCACAGUCACUUGAGAUCAGAGCUAUCUCUCUCGGACGAAGACGACGACGACUCGGAAGGUCCCACCCGCCCCCCAAGUCCUUCGGCAGAGUCGAUGUAUUCACCAUUAUCAGACCCCUCGGCCCCGUCGCACACAUACAUCGACCCACUAUUUUAUUCCAAAAACCGCCCACCUAUACCCACAAUUCCUCUCCAACAUACCCAGUCUUUUCAUAAUGCUAGACAUGUUCCUACUUCGAGGCCAUCCACGCCCUCAUCUCCUUCCAGCUCUCGGCUACUACCACUCUCCACUGGGCAGAGUACUUAUACGAGCCCAUCCCUCUUCCCAAACAAAGGCGCCAUUCAACAUACAAACGAAGAUCCUGCGUCCGCUACUACCCAGACGCUCCCAGCUGAGGCCUCGCCGCUUUACCCACACGCGCCAAGUCAAACAACAACAACAAUAGGCGCGAGACCACUUCCCCGACCUCCCCGACGGGCGGCGAAUCCUGACACGAUCGAUGAAAAUGACGUUGACAUUCGUGCGAUGACCCUGAAGCGCGCGCAAAGUCAUGCGGAUAUGCUCUCUCCAGCCAUAGCCGUACACAGAACGACAACGACCACACGCACACAACGCUCAUUACCACCCACCCCCGGCUCACUCUCCCCUUCCCCGCUUUCUCCUUCCACACCCUCUACCCAAACCCACUUGACGCCAGCCCCGCACACACCCAUUACACAAGACUCGCAUCGCCAACGGCCGCCACUUACUAAAGGCUCUGCGGAGGAUUUGACGCGGUGGGUGCACCUCCUUACGAGCAGCAAUGCAAGGGACUUGCCGCCUGAGCCGUUGCCCCAGACGGCGGUGUUUGAUGUGCCCCCUCCGGCGUAUGAUAGCAUUGCGUUUGAUAGAAGGAGGAGUGCAGGUGGGGGGUAG
Laccaria bicolor S238N-H82 is the source of this 1821-nucleotide messenger RNA. RefSeq lists its product as uncharacterized. NCBI's taxonomy places the organism in Eukaryota, Fungi, Basidiomycota, Agaricomycetes, Agaricales, Hydnangiaceae. The coding region runs from base 1 to 1821 and encodes 606 amino acids. The record is from RefSeq and is a predicted model, not a curated record. The transcript has 3 exons.